GAUGCAUAGUUUAAUAAUAACAUUAAUUAGCAUGAAUAAGAACUUGGAACUUGGGCUUAUUGCUUCAGUCCAAGCUGCUUGGUGUCACCAUUGAAGAAGGAAAAAAACGCUGAACUGAGACGCAUUAAAGAAGAUGAAAACGAAGUGUGUGUGGGGUCCCUUUCGUGGCUAUUUUUCAACGUUAAGAGUAAAAUAUUCAUUUAACAAAAGCCUAUUAUGGCAAUUUCGUAAAUAUCACCUCAUCGAUUAAUUAAGGCUUUUGUCUUGAUCCUGACAUGAUUACACGAGCAAACAUUCCUAAUCUGAGAAGCAUUAAUUAAACUGAUGAUUAUUAACACAAGCAACUUUACAGUAAGUAAUCAAGCCCCAUCGCAUUAUCGGGUCGUGUCGGGUGGGAAAAAAAAAACAGCAAACCAAAUGCUUACGUGUCAAGGAAUGAUUGGUAAACAAACUUUUCUUCUCGAUUCUUUGCUCUCAUUCUCUCCUCUUCUUCCAUUUUUGAUUCGCUUCGUCUUCGAUCAGAAAAAGCUCCCUCCUUUUAUUUUUCUGAAGUCAAAAGGGUUCUCUCGUCACAGUUCCAAGUCCUUCUCUGUGGUCUUACUUUCUUCUCUCGUGAACACCGUAAGCGUGGAUCGCUAGAUGAUUCUAAAAAAAGUUUCAUUAGCUGUAAAAAUCGGUUCAAUGUCGGUUCCACCUCGAUUCCGGUCUACCGAUUCCGGCGAAAGAGACUUCAGAUCGGUUCUCGGUCCGACCGGGAACAAGCUUCAGAGGAAACUACCGGGGAUGAAGCUGGAGAAUAAGAAGAAGACCACCACCACCAUCGAGUCAAAAGACGAGAAAACGAAGAAGAAGCCAGAUCCUCCUGCUUCACCAACGACGACUCUGAAGCAAUGCUCGUCUCUUUGCUCUUCUCUUCUGAGAAAGAACAGUGCCUCCAUGACUGCUUCUUACUCCUCUGACGCCUCCUCGUCUUGCGAGUCGUCGCAUUUGAGCGUGGCGUCUUCUUCCAGCUGUAAGAAGGCUGUGAGGCGAAGCGGGUCUGUCUCCUCCGUUGGUGCGUGUGCGAGAAGGAAGCAGGUUGAUGAGAAAGAUGAUAAAGUUGGUGCCAGUGGUGGUAGUAACGGUGAUUGCUUCGCUGAUGGUCGGAGAAGAUGUGCCUGGAUCACGCCUAAAGCUGACUCGAGUUAUGUUGCGUUCCACGACGAAGAAUGGGGAGUUCCUGUUCAUGACGACAAGAAGCUUUUCGAGUUAUUAUCUCUUUCUGGUGCUCUAUCCGAACUCUCUUGGACUGAUAUUCUCUCCAGAAGGCAAUUACUCAGGGAAGUUUUCAUGGACUUCGAUCCAGUUGCUGUUUCUGAACUGAACGAGAAGAAGGUAAUCUCUGCCAUUUCAUUACUGUCAGAGGUCAAGCUAAGGUCAAUCCUCGAUAACGCACGCCAAGUGCGCAAGAUUAUAGCUGAGUAUGGAUCGUUUAAGAAGUACAUGUGGAACUUUGUGAGCAACAAGCCUACACAGAGCCAGUUCAGGUAUCAAAGACAAGUCCCCGUGAAGACAUCGAAAGCUGAGUUUAUUAGCAAGGAUCUUGUACGUAGAGGCUUCCGCAGCGUGAGUCCAACGGUUAUUUACUCCUUCAUGCAAGCAGGUGGUCUUACAAACGACCAUCUCAUAGGCUGCUUCAGAUACCAAGACUGUUGCGUAGAUGCAGAGACAACAACCAAGGCCAAGAAGACAGAACGCGAGUGAUAAAAUAAAUUCUAAGUGCAAUUCUGAAAGCUAAUUGUCCUUGUUUUAGUAACCAUGUUUUUGCUUGCAAAGAUUAUUUGACACGACGAGUUUUUGCUACCGUAACGUGAAGUGUUCUUGUGUUAGCAUUGUAUAGAUGUUUUUGGUUAUUGGUUUUAUGCAUAGUAGAAUGUUGCGAGGA
Messenger RNA from Brassica napus (rape), 1924 nucleotides. RefSeq lists its product as uncharacterized. Gene Ontology annotation, molecular function: DNA-3-methyladenine glycosylase activity. Gene Ontology annotation, biological process: base-excision repair. NCBI's taxonomy places the organism in Eukaryota, Viridiplantae, Streptophyta, Magnoliopsida, Brassicales, Brassicaceae. The record is from RefSeq and is a predicted model, not a curated record. The transcript is spliced from 6 exons. The coding region runs from base 640 to 1743 and encodes 367 amino acids.